Dibothriocephalus latus is the source of this 438-nucleotide messenger RNA. The record is from the annotation of a GenBank genome assembly. NCBI's taxonomy places the organism in Eukaryota, Metazoa, Platyhelminthes, Cestoda, Diphyllobothriidea, Diphyllobothriidae.
AUGCCCCAAAACCCACCCCCUACCAUGCCAGACGUUUCCAGUGGAAAGUAUGGAUGUACGGUGCACGAACUACAGGAGAUGAUGCAACUGCGAGGGGUCGAGGCUGUCGAUUAUGUUAAAUCAAAAUACGGUGGUAUCGAUGGACUAUGCAAACGAUUGAGAACCUCCCCUCACAAUGGCCUACCCAGCUCUGAAGUCGCCGAGCACGCACAAGUCUUCGGUUCCAAUGUUAUCCCUCCCAAGCCGCCAAAAACCUUCCUCCAACUUAUGUGGGAGGCCCUACAAGAUGUUACCUUAAUAGUACUCAUGGUAGCUGCCGUGGUCUCACUGGCACUUGCGCUGUACAGCAAAUGUAAGUUUCUCUUGUUUCUUUUUUCCCCAUUAAAUGAAUUUUACAUGCAAGUUAUGUAUCGUUUUCCGCGGAGUUAUUGCCACUGA